This is a messenger RNA of Cervus elaphus (red deer), 7051 nucleotides long. It is a transcript of the gene NR3C1, whose product is annotated as nuclear receptor subfamily 3 group C member 1. The record is from RefSeq and is a predicted model, not a curated record. Gene Ontology annotation, molecular function: nuclear glucocorticoid receptor activity; zinc ion binding; steroid binding. Gene Ontology annotation, biological process: regulation of DNA-templated transcription; nuclear receptor-mediated glucocorticoid signaling pathway. The transcript is spliced from 9 exons. Gene Ontology annotation, cellular component: nucleus. The coding region runs from base 683 to 3031 and encodes 782 amino acids. Lineage: Eukaryota; Metazoa; Chordata; Mammalia; Artiodactyla; Cervidae.
GGUGGGGCCCGCGCGGAGGGCGUGGGGGCGGGGGCCGCGGCCGCUCCUGCAGUUGCCGAGCGUCGCCAACAGGUUGCACCGUUCCCCGCGCCACCGCGCGGCCCCUCAGGCGGGGAGCGGCCGGGGGUGGAGUGGGAGCGUGCGCGCGCGCGCGUGUGUGUGUGUGUGUGUGUGUGUGUGUGUGUGUGCGCGCCGUGGCGCCGCCUCCGCCCGCCCCCCUCUCGGUCCCGUUCGUUCGCCGCGGCCGGGCGGCCCUUUCGCGUGUCCGCGCUGCCUCCCCUCCUCCUCCUCCUCCUCCAUUUUGCGAGCUCGAGUCUGUGACGGGAGCCCGAGUCACCGCCCGCCCGUCGGGGACGGAUUCUAGUGGGUGGAAAGAGACGCCGCAGCCGGAGCGGCGGAGCGCCGGCCCGGAGGACGCGCGCCGGAGAGCCCCGGCCCGCGAAGACGUGCGCGGGGCGGGGGUCUGGCUUGUCAGCCGGGAAAUGGGAGACUUUCUCAAAUAGGGGCUCUCCCCUCCCCCUCAUGGAGAAGGGGGCAGCUGUUUACUUCCUUUUUUUUAGAGAAAAAAAUCUCUCCCUCCUCCUGCUCCUGCUUUCACACGCUAAGUUGUUUAUCUCGGCUGCGGUGGGAGCCGCGGACGGUGGCGGGUGAGCGGCGCAGCCGGCAGAGCUGAUACUCACUGAUGGACCCCAAGGAGUCUUUAAGCACCCCCAGUAGAGAAGAAAUUCCCAGCAGUGUGCUUGGUCGAGAGAGGGGAAAUGUGAUGGACUUCUAUAAAACCCUAAGGGGAGGAGCUACUCUGAAGGUUUCUGCAUCUUCGCCCUCACUGGCUGCUGCUUCUCAGUCAGACUCCAAGCAGCAAAGACUUCUGGUUGAUUUUCCAAAAGGCUCAGGAAGCAAUGCGCAGCAGCCAGAUCUGUCCAAGGCAGUUUCACUGUCAAUGGGACUGUACAUGGGAGAGACAGAGACAAAAGUGAUGGGAAAUGACCUGGGAUUCCCACAACAGGGCCAAAUCAGCCUUUCCUCUGGGGAAACAGACUUUCGGCUUCUGGAAGAAAGCAUCGCAAACCUCAAUAGGUCAACCAGUGUUCCAGAGAACCCCAAGAAUUCAGCAUCUGCUGCUGUCUCUGCUGCCCCCACAGAGAAGGAGUUUCCAAAAACUCACUCUGAUGUGUCUUCAGAACAGCAGAAUUUGAAAGGCCAGAAGGGCAGUAACGGGGGUAAUAUGAAGUUAUAUACCACAGACCAAAGCACCUUUGACAUUUGGAGGAAAAAGCUCCAGGAUUUGGAGUUUUCUUCUGGGUCCCCAAGUAAAGAGACAAGUGAAAGUCCUUGGAGCUCAGACCUCUUGAUAGAUGAAAACUGUUUGCUUUCUCCUUUGGCAGGAGAGGAUGAUCCAUUCCUUCUGGAAGGAAGCUCGAAUGAGGACUGUAAGCCUCUUGUUUUACCGGACACUAAGCCUAAAAUUAAAGAUAAUGGAGAUUUGAUCUUACCAAGUCCUAGCAGUGUGCCACUGCCCCAAGUGAAAACAGAAAAAGAAGAUUUUAUCGAACUCUGCACCCCUGGGGUAAUUAAGCAGGAGAAACUGGGCCCAGUUUAUUGUCAGGCCAGCUUUUCUGGGGCCAAUAUAAUUGGUAAUAAAAUGUCUGCCAUUUCUGUUCAUGGUGUGAGUACCUCUGGGGGACAGAUGUACCACUACGACAUGAAUACAGCAUCCCUUUCUCAACAACAGGAUCAGAAACCUAUUUUUAAUGUCAUUCCACCAAUUCCUGUUGGUCCAGAAAAUUGGAAUAGAUGCCAAGGGUCUGGAGAUGAUAACUUGACUUCCUUGGGGACUUUGAACUUCUCUGGUCGAUCUGUUUUUUCUAACGGCUAUUCAAGCCCGGGAAUGAGGCCGGACGUGAGCUCCCCUCCGUCCAGCUCCUCAGCGGCUGCGGGGCCGCCCCCCAAACUCUGCUUGGUGUGCUCGGAUGAGGCUUCGGGGUGCCACUAUGGGGUCCUGACUUGUGGAAGCUGUAAAGUAUUCUUCAAAAGAGCAGUGGAAGGUAGACAGCACAAUUAUCUUUGUGCUGGAAGAAAUGAUUGUAUCAUUGAUAAAAUUCGAAGAAAAAACUGCCCAGCAUGCCGCUAUAGAAAAUGUCUUCAAGCUGGAAUGAACCUGGAAGCUCGAAAAACAAAGAAAAAGAUAAAAGGAAUUCAGCAGGCCACUACAGGAGUCUCGCAAGAAACUUCUGAAAAUCCUGCUAACAAAACAAUAGUUCCUGCAACAUUACCACAGCUCACGCCUACGCUGGUGUCACUGCUGGAAGUCAUUGAACCUGAGGUGUUAUAUGCAGGAUAUGACAGCUCUAUUCCAGAUUCAACUUGGCGGAUCAUGACCGCACUCAACAUGUUAGGUGGGCGGCAGGUGAUUGCAGCAGUGAAAUGGGCAAAGGCAAUACCAGGAUUCAGGAACUUACAUCUGGAUGACCAAAUGACCCUACUGCAGUAUUCAUGGAUGUUCCUCAUGGCAUUCGCCCUGGGGUGGAGAUCAUACAGACAAUCAAGUGCAAAUAUGCUGUGUUUUGCUCCUGAUCUGAUUAUUAAUGAGCAGAGAAUGGCUUUACCCUGCAUGUAUGACCAAUGUAAACAUAUGCUAUAUGUUUCCUCUGAGUUAAACAGGCUUCAGGUAUCUUAUGAAGAGUAUCUCUGUAUGAAAACCUUACUGCUCCUCUCUUCAGUUCCUAAGGAAGGCUUGAAGAGUCAAGAACUAUUUGAUGAAAUUAGAAUGACCUACAUCAAAGAGCUAGGAAAAGCCAUUGUCAAGAGGGAAGGAAACUCCAGUCAGAACUGGCAGCGGUUUUAUCAACUGACAAAACUCUUGGACUCCAUGCAUGAUGUGGUUGAAAAUCUUCUUAACUAUUGCUUCCAAACAUUUUUGGAUAAGACUAUGAGUAUUGAAUUCCCAGAGAUGUUAGCUGAAAUCAUCACCAAUCAGAUACCAAAAUAUUCAAGUGGAAAUAUCAAAAAACUUCUGUUUCAUCAAAAGUGACUGCCUUAAUAAGAAAGGUUGCCUUAAAGAAAGUUGAAUUUAUAGCUUUUAUUGUACAAACUAUCAAUCUGUCCUGUAGCAGUUUCAUUUUUUUUUUGUUUUUGUCUAGAUUUUGGUUUUGUUUUGAAUACGCACUACAUGUGGUUUAAAGAGGGCCAAGACUUGGCAACAGAAGCAGUUGAGCUAUCACUUUUCAGUGAUGGGAAAAGUAGAAAGUGAGAGUUGGUGGAUCCCAGAAAUUAGAGCCAAUAAUGUGGGUGUAUAAGCUCCACUGUCAGAGCAGGAUGGCACCUAAACCACCAGUGCCCGAAGUCUGUGUGAUAAACUUUCUGCUCAUACUUUUCACAGUUGGCUGGACAAAAUUUUUUAGACUUUUUGUUGGUAUAUUUUCCCCUGUAUAGUUAGGAUAGCAUUUUUUUGAUUUAUGCAUGGAAACCUGAAACAAAGUUUACAAGUGUAUAUCAGAAAAGGGAAGUUGUGCCUUUUAUAGCUAUUACUGUCUGGUUUUAACAAUUUCCUUUAUAUUCAGUGAACUACGCUUGCUCAUUUUUUCUUACAUAAUUUUUGUAUUCAAGUUAUUGUACAGCUGUUUAAGAUGGGCAGCUAGUUCAUAGCUUUCCUAAUCGAACUCUAAACAUUAAUCUUCUGUGUGAAAAUGGGUUGGUGCUUCUAACCUGAUGGCAGUUAGCUAUCAGAAGACCACAAAAAUUGACUCAAAUCUCCAGUUUUCUUGUCAAAAAAGCUCACAUUUUGUAUAUAUUUGCUUCAGUGGAGAAUUAUAUAGAUUGUGCAAAUUAACCGUCCUAACUGGUGUAGAGCACCUAGUCCAGUGACCUGCUGGGUAAACUGUGGAUUGCAAAAGACUAAUUAAAAAAAAAAAAAACAAAAAAAAAAACUACCAAGAGGCCCUGUUUGUACCUAAUGCCCUAGCUAUCUCUGCAAUGGUUAGAUGGGAAGAAAGUCAGUAAACUGUCUUUCAGGACCUUUUGCUGUAGUUUGUAAAACGUCCUAAAAGUUAUAAUGCCAGAUAACCAGCUGAAACACAGUUGAGAGUUUUUAACCAGUCCAAGUAAUUCCUCCCACUAAACUUUACCCCCUCCCAAAAAUCUCUUAAUAUGGCAAAAGUGGCCAGACACCCAUUUUCACAUUCCCACUUGUCACCAAUUGGUCUUUCUUUCCUGGGGACACAGGAAAGCUCAGCUACUGAUUUUUCUGAUUUAGAACUGUAUGUCAGACUUCCAUGUUCAUAAAACUAUACAUCCCUCACAGCCUUAUGUGUGCCAUAGAGUUUAAUGAAAGUCAUGUGAAUUUCUCCUUCUCACUGUUGAGAAUUAUCAUUUUAAACAAGAUAGAAGCUGUAGUAGCCCUUUCUGUGUGCACCUUACCAACUUUCUGUAAACUCAAAACUUACAUUUACUAAGCCACAAGAAAUUUGAUUUCUAUUCAAGGUGGCCAAAUUAUUUGUGUAAUAGAAAAUGGAAAAUCUAAUAUUAAAAAUAUGAAACUUCUAAUAUAUUUUUAUAUUUAGUUAUAGUUUCAGAUAUAUAUCAUAUUGGUAUUCACUAAUCUGGGAAGGGAAGGGCUACUGCAGCUUUACAUGCAAUUUAUUAAAAUGACUGUAAAAUAGCUUGUAUAGUGUAAAAUAUGAAUGAUUUUUAGAUGAGAUUGUUUUAUCAUGACAUGUUAUAUAUUUUUUGUAGGGGUCAAAGAAAUGUUGACGGAUAACCUAUAUGAUUUAUAAUGUGUGCAAGCAUUCAUACAGGCAGCAAUGGUCUCAGAAACCAAACAAGUUUGCUAUACAGGAAGAGGGAAAUGGAAACUGGCCCUGUGCACCAUGAAGGUUAUUGAGGCUCUGUCCCAUUCAGAUCAAGAGAGGAAGUAAUCCUCCUCUGCCUCCCAGAAUGACCACCCUUCUCAUUCCAACAGUGCGUCUGUCUGCACAGGUUUAGUUUACUAAAUCUCCCCUUGCGCUAAAGUGUGUUAACAGGACAGAAAGGUGGUGCUUACACAUUUACAGGCACCAUCACAUACAGCCUCCCCAACAGUUUAACAGUUUGGCAAUAAUACGCAUAGAGGUACCAGCAAUAUGUAAAUAGUGCAGAAUCUCAUAGGCUGCCAAUAAUACACUAAUUCCUUUCUAUCCUAUAAGAGUUCAUUUCCUAAUAAAAUGAGGACAUGUUUAUGUUUUCUUUGAAUGCUUUUUGAAUGUUGUUAUUUUUCAGUAUUUUGGAGAAAUUAUUUAAUAAAAAUGUAAUCAUUUGCUUUUUGAAUGCUGUCUAAAAAGGGAAUACUCCUUUUGUAAUUCUUUAAAUUGAUCUCAAAGUAUUUUAAAAUGAUUUGUAACCCAGCUGGAUGUGAAAUUUUUGGUGCCUAAGAAAUAUCACUUGAAUAUUAUCAGUGAUAGUGUUAAGUUUCAAAAAGAGCUUCUGAAAGAUAAAUUAUUAAUCAUUUAUAGAGUAUUAUCUGGUUAAAACCAGAAGGCGUACCACACAUUAACCUUAGUUUUAGCCCCAACCACCUUGGCUCCCAAAAAAUCGAGCUCAAUGAAUAAAGACAAGUGCACUUUGUUGUUAAAAGGAAAUGGACUGACAUUCAUGAAUCCAUAGGAAGCUGUACAUUAAAUGGAAAAAGAAGCCGUGACCUUUUAGAAAAUGUGGGAAAGAAGAAAUUUACCUUAAUUAUGUGUGAGUGUAAUUAUGGACUUAAGUGAAGAAAGCUAUGGUGCUAUCUGAAAGGAGCUUCAUUUUCUAUAUAUUUGGUAUGUUGCCAUCCCAAACUAUUAAAGUGUGUAGUAAUUUUAGUGACAGGUAACAUGCGUAGAUGAGUCACAACAAAUCCUGAAAAGUAUUUUUAAUUACCGGUGGAAAAAGGGACCCUCUCUGUGUUUUUAGGCCUUGCUAUAGGAUACAGGACAAGUGUUUUGGGGAUAUAUAUAUACACCCAAUCGUCUAAAACUAUGUGAGGGGAACCUAAAAGUGCACCUGCCUUCUCCUGGGGAAAAAAAAAAAAAAAACACAGCAAAAGGAAAACACAUAUGAUUAGUGUCUAUGAAGAACUCAGUAUUUAGCAUAGGAUGAGCUGUGGAUACAUAUAUAAAGGAAAGCCAGGAUCACUUCAGAAUUGAGGAAUGGAAGAAUGAGCAACUCCAAUUUUACAUAUCUAUCAAUACAACCAAUUAUCAUUAAGUCUUAUCAUUUUAGUUCUCUGUUAAAUAUCCUAAAACUACAUCACCAUGUAAUGGACAUUAUUAUUACACUUUAAUCUGUCAAAAGUUAAGAACUGUGACAGCCCUCAGUAAGAGUUUGGUCUUGGUAGAUCACUGAAAGGACUGCAGCUGUAUAUGAAUGUUUUUCUGUGCCUGGUUUGAGAAUAAGAGAAACUAAGAGUGUAAGGAGGACAUGUUAACCACUUGGAAUGGAAGUUUAUCGUUUUCCAGACGAUGGUCAGUCAGCCUGGUCCACCAAGGAUUAGUGACCAGGUUCUUGGGAAAGGAUUAGCUUCUCUCUAGCAAAUGCCUGAAAGAAGGAUUUUAUUUUCUGAUGAAAGGCUGUAUGAAAAUACCCUCCUCAAAUAACUUGCUUAACUACAUAUAGAUUCAAGUGUGUCAAUAUUCUAUUUUGUAUAUUAAACAAAUGCUAUAUAAUGGGGACAAAUCUAUAUUAUACUGUGUAUGGCAUUAUUAAGAAGCUUUUUCAUUAUUUUUUAUCACAGUAAUUUUAAAAUGUGUAAAAAUUAAAACCAGUGACUCCUGUUUAAAAAAUAAAAGUUGUAGUUUUUUAUUCAUGCUGAAUAAUAAUCUGUAGUUUAAAAAAAAAGUGUCUUUUUACCUACGCAGUGAAAUGUCAGACUGUAAAAUCUUGUGUGGAAAUGUUUAACUUUUAUUUUUCAUUUAAAUUUGCUGUUCUGGUAUUACCAAACCACACAUUUGUACUGAAUUGGCAGUAAAUGUUAGUUAGCCAUUUACAGCAAUGCCAAAUAUGGAGAAACAUCAUAAUAAAAAAAAACAAAUCUGCUUUUUCA